Molecule: messenger RNA, 1648 nt
Organism: Neopelma chrysocephalum (saffron-crested tyrant-manakin)
Lineage: Eukaryota; Metazoa; Chordata; Aves; Passeriformes; Pipridae
Product: cyclin-dependent kinase 12-like
Exons: 3
Coding region: 92-1354 (420 amino acids)
Source: RefSeq, a predicted model, not a curated record
AGGGGGAUUCCUUGCUGUGGGAUGUGGAUCAUGGCCGUGGGACGUGGGGAAGGGCUAUGGGAUAUGUGGAAGGAGGAUUCCUUGCUGUGGGAUGUGUAGAAGGGCUGUUCACUGCUGUGAGACAUGGGCAAGGGGUGUCCAUUUCCACGAGCAGUGCCAGGACCCCAAAUCCCCCCCGGCAGUGACUCUCCCCUCUCGUCCCCUCCCGGCGUGUCCCGCAGGCCUCGGGGACAUCACGCAGCAGCUGAACCAGAGCGAGCUGGCCGUGCUCCUGAACCUGCUGCAGAGCCAGACCGACCUGAGCGUGCCGCAGAUGGCCCAGCUCCUGAACGUGCACUCGAACCCCGAGAUGCAGCAGCAGCUGGAGGCCCUCAACCAGUCCAUCACGGCGCUGACCGAGGCCACGGCGCAGCACCACGAGCCCCCGGCGGCGCCGCCCGAGGAAGCCAUAGAGGAGCCCCCUCCGGAGGUGCCGGAGGAGCAGCAGACUCCGGACGCAGCCAGCGCUCAGGGAGACAUGCAGAACGUGCUGGCGGUUCUGCUGAGUCAGCUCAUGAAGAGCCAGGAGCCCGGGAUCCCAUCCCUGGAGGAGAGCAACGGGGAGAAGAGCAGCGAGCAGCGGGCGCCCCGGAAAACCCCGACGAGGCACCCGGAGGAGAGCUCAGCGUGUCCUCCUGGCAUUGUCCCUCCAGAGAAGAGACCCCCCGAGCCCCCCGGACCGCCGCCGCCUCCUCCCGUGCCCGAAGGGGAUCUCUCCGGAGCAGCCCAGGAGUUGAAUCCGGCCGUGACGGCUGCGCUGCUCCAGCUCCUUUCCCAGCAGGACACGGAGCUGCCCGGCCAUGCCACAGCCACGCAGGAGCCCCCGGCCCCGAGGGACUACGGCCGCUCCCACCCCACCAGGACUUACAGCGCCGACGGCUCCGAGGGGGGAUUCGGUGCCGAGGAGCUGAACUCGGGCCAGACGCUUCUAGAACCUUCUGCCCAACCCCUGGGGAAAAGCAGGACCUUCUUGGGCUCCGUGAGCCACCUCGGGGAGACCAGCAACUACCAGGGCACGGGAUCGGUGCAGUUCCCAGGGGACCAGGACCUGCGUUUCGCCAGAGUCCCCGUCGGCCUCCACGCGCUCGGGCAAUCCUUCGGCAAAUCCGAGGGGAGCAACAACGCCCUGGGACACCCCGAGGCCAAAAUCCAGAGCUACGGCGAGUUGGGGCCGGGAACGGCCGGUUCCAGCGGGGCAGGGACGGGUCCCAGCUGGGGAACCCCCACCCAGGCGCCGUCUUCCUACGGGAAGGUGUUCCGAGGGCCUGGCAGAGUGCCUCCGAGGGGGGGCCGGGGCCGGGGGGUUCCCUACUGAGCAUUCCCGGGUUCCCCCUCCCCACCUUUGCCUCUCCUCCUUCAGCCACAGGACUCGGUUUCCUUUGGUUCUUUGGCCAGAGCAAGGUCUCUUCCCGCAUUUCAGCUGCUGCAGAGCCCCCCCCCCCCCCCGUGCAUCCCUCCCUCCCUCCCGCCCUCCCUCGGGAUGUGCCGAAGGGUCCAGACCCUCCCGCGCUGGGUUAGUGACAAAAACAGUCCCAGACUGAGCCAGGGGAGGAAGGAUGGGAGGGGGAUUGAUGGAAAAAUAGGAAUGAGAGGAAGAAGGAACUAAAAU